AGUUGAUAAGUGGGUAUUUUGUAGAUCUAGCCUAGAGUUGUUUGAUGCGUUGUUUCUGCAAAGGGUAGCUACCUCCAUCCUUUAUCCAACGUAUGAAUACAAAAGUACAGAGUUUUGCCAAAAUAUUCUGCACAAGAGAAGACCCUAAAGCCUAACCAUGGGGGACCCAACUUCUCGAAGAAAUCAAACAAGAAAUCGACUACGAGCUCAACUUCGGAAGAAAAGGGAAUCUUUGGCUGAUCAGUUUGACUUCAAGAUUUAUAUAGCCUUCGUUUUCAAAGAAAAGAAAAAGAAGUCUGCCCUUUUUGAGGUAGCUGAAGUGGUGCCGGUGAUGACCAACAACUAUGAAGAAAACAUCAUACGAGGUGUGCGAGAUUCCAGCUACUCUCUCGAUAGUUCAAUAGAACUCCUGCAAAAAGAUGUUGUGCAACUGCACGCCCCCCGAUACCAGUCAAUGCGAAGGGAUGUGAUAGGCUGCACACAGGAGAUGGACUUCAUCCUUUGGCCACGCAACGAUAUUGAGAAGAUUGUCUGUCUACUGUUCUCCAGAUGGAAGGGGGCCGAUGAUGAACCCUUUCGGCCUGUUCAGGCCAAGUUCGAGUUUCAUCAUGGAGACUACGAGAAGCAGUUCUUGCAUGCUUUGGGUCGUAAAGACAAGGCUGGAAUGGUCAUGAACAACCCAACACAGUCUGUAUUUCUCUUCAUGGAUAGACAGCACUUCCAGACUACUAAAACCAAGGCCACAGUGUUCAAGUUGUGCAGCCUCUGCCUAUACUUGCCUCAGGACCAGCUGACCUGCUGGGGUGUGGGAGACAUCGAGGAUCACCUCCGCCCAUACAUGCCUGAUUAAGGCUUCCAGCCACACAGGAAAACAAACCUUCCCCUCCUUCCUGCCUCAGCCUUCAGAAGCAAAUUGAUGUACUCAUCUCUAUUCAUUUCCUUUUUUUAAAGAUUUGAACUUGUGCUUGGAUCUCUCCUGUUUUUGUUACCUCCUCGUUCUCCCCUCCCUGAGCUGAUUCAGUUCCCAUCCUUGUCUUUUUUUCCUCAUACUCCCAAUGUUCCUCCUCUUCUCUCUGCCAUUUUUGGAUUGGUUCCCCCAUUUUUUCCGUUUUACUCCCUCUUCAUUCCCCCUUACUCACUCAUACAUUUUUGUUCAUUUGAACCCGCACGAACAUUGAUUUUGAGUGGUUGGUUGUUCUCUUGGAGCCGCACUAUCAACAGCACCGGUCAUUGAAGGAACUCUUUAUGUUGCAUCAAAACAAGAACAAACAAUACACAGGUCUUCACGGCGGUUCUCAGAUGGACGUGUUUAAUAUCCUUGUUGUCUUAAAGGAUUGUUAAAGCUUGUUUGUAAUGUCAACGGGGUUUCUAGAACAACUUUACAAAAUCGUUUGACCAAGGAUAGGUGUGAAUAGGUGUUUAAACGCCUGUCUAAGCAAGGAAAACAAGAUGAACAAUAUGUCAAAUCAUAUGGUGUAGGUAUUGCUUCUUAAAAAACGCCUUAGUUAUUUUUCUUUGCUGGACUUUAAAACAAAUGUUUUGGUGUAAUUUGCUUUCGCCUAAGACAUGCUAGGCAGGUCGUUGCUAAAUCCUUGAGGGGCUUGAAAGGAAUUGUGCACAAAGUUGAGCCGUGUUGGUUCGCUGUUGGAGGUCAUUGUCACCGUUCAAGCACCAUUCAUUUAAGCUUCUGAAAUCUGUUUAGUUUUUUGGGGGAUGUGGGGUGGUGAAAAACUGAAAUGGUGACAUACUUAAUGUUUAACUUGCCUAACAAAGUUGCUGAAAUUAACUGAUUUUUGUUUAAUUUGACCUAAAAUGAAUAAUUUGCUGCCAUGCUCAUCAAAUUAAAAUUAAGCUUGCUUGUCAAAGAAUAUGAAGUAUGUAUAAUUUUGCUCCUUGUUGAUUCAGUGUGUUCAGUUAAAAGGGUUUUAGGUGUGUAACUUCUGGGGUUUUCUGUUGAUUCUCAAAUCAAUACGGCUGAGCAUAUCCCAAUACAAUGCAAAUUCUGAAAGCAUAA
Pseudoliparis swirei is the source of this 2014-nucleotide messenger RNA. RefSeq names its product chromosome unknown C6orf62 homolog (gene cunh6orf62). Lineage: Eukaryota; Metazoa; Chordata; Actinopteri; Perciformes; Liparidae. The record is from RefSeq and is a predicted model, not a curated record. The transcript has 5 exons. Bases 158 to 850 code for a protein of 230 amino acids.